AUGAGGCCCUCAGCAUGCUCGUCGCGCCCGCUCGCCUUUGGCUCCACCCUCGCUAUUCUGCUUUCUUCUGCAUCCGCCCGCAAUUUCACCCAAUCUCCGUCACCAAACAUUGAUCUCUCUGGCCUCGGCCGUGUCGCACUAGCUGGCGAUUUCGACUCAAUAUCUCUUUACACCUACGAAGGACAAAAUCAAAACGCAAACUUCGGCAAUGGCAGUCAAUACCUCUUCUCCGAGUAUCCUGAUGGGUCUUUUCAAAGUCUGGCCCUCGCCGAUGCAUACAUCACUACCAUGUGUCCGUUCGUCAGCCAUGGUGCUCUACAAGGUGUCGUCGUAGGAGGAAACUUCACCAGUCUGGGCGGCGUCCCCGCUCAAGGCAUCGCUCUAUGGAACCCAAACACCACUAAAAUCACCCCUCUGGACGGCCUCUCCGGCUCUGUGUCUGCCGUGUAUUGCGACGAUGAAUCCUCCACAGUCUAUGUUGGAGGUACUUUUACCGGAGGCAAUUCAUCGAACGCCAUUGCCUGGACCACUGGUUGGACAAAUCUUCCUUUUGCUGGCUUCAACGGUCCCGUCACAUCCAUCGUCAAGAGCUCUAAUGGCUCCAUCAUCUUUGGCGGUUCUUUCGAAGGUCUAGGCAACACAACCACCCCCACAAACAGAGACGUUCAGGUUAUCAAUCUUUCUGCUGGAAACAUUACCUCUGGCGCCUCGACUUCGACCUCUGGUUUCAGCGAUCCCCGCAACAUUAUUUGCCAAACUGGUGACGAUUCUGCUGGAAACGCAUGGCUUCUCGAGGACAACACUCCUGGUUUCUGGAAAGGUUCAUUCGGCUUUGGUUUCAAUCCCACCAAGUUGCGCUUGUACAACACCAACCAGGAUGGCCGUGGAACCAAAACCUGGCGCUUCACUGCUUUCCCUAUCAACGGUAUUAUGAACUUCACCUACACGGACGAGAGCGGUAGCCUUGCCUCUUGCACUGCCGACUGCCCUCUGCCUCAAGGCAAUACUUCAUACCAGGAUUUCCACUUUGUCAACUCUGUCGGCAUGAACGAUUUCCGCAUCGAUAUCUCUGCUUGGUACGGCGCUGGUGGUGGUUUGAGUGGUAUCGAGUUGUUCCAAGACGACAUUUAUGCAUUCGCAAUCUCCGACUUCAACGAGCCCCGUUGCGACAGUGUUAGUACCACUGGUGCCAACUCGACUGCUACCGGACCUUGGGUGCAGACUCCCUCUGGUCUUAGUACGUCCGAUUAUCUUACCGCCUCGUUGAACAGCAGCGUCACCGCCAAUGCUGCACAGGUCGUCUUCAUGCCCGACAUCAAGCAAUCUGGAAACUACUCGGUCACUCUGUACACUCCAGGCUGCCUCCAGGACGAUACUUGUUCGUCCCGCGGUAUUGUGAACAUCACCGCAUCUAUGACCGCAGAGGAAAGUGCUGUCGCUACUACUCUGUACCAGACAAACUACUACGACAAGUACGAUCAAAUCUACUACGGCUACGUAGAUGCUGCCUCCGACUCUUUCCGUCCAGAGGUCACUCUGACUCCAGUCGCUGGCCAGAACGCUCCUCUGACGGUCGUGGCACAGCGCGUUCGCUUCGAGCUGGUCACCUCGACCGGCGGUCUGAAUGGGCUUUACGAGUACGACCCCAAUGUCGCCACUGUCAACACCGACUUUUCCGCUUCCAAGGUUGACUCUGCUGCCUUGUCACUGGAAAUGGGCGCUAAGAUCAACGCUCUUGCCGUUUACAAAGAUGUAACCUAUGUCGCUGGCAACUUCUCGAACGGCGACAUUCACAACAUUUUCAGUAUUGGCAGCGGGAAUGCCACCUCGCUUCCUGGAGGUGGACUUAAUUCUGUGGUGCGCACCAUGUACCAGAACGAGUCUACCAUCUACGUUGGUGGUAACUUUACCAACACUGUGACGGCUCAAACCUCUGGUCUCAACGGUAUUGCUGCUUUCUCCGUUGAUGACAACUCAUGGAAGGCACUUGGCGCUGGUGUCAACGGUCCCGUGUGGGCAAUUGUUCCUCUACAACUGAACAUUACUGGCAAAGAUCAAGAAACCGUUCUCGCUGUGAGCGGUGCCUUCACCAGCGUCAACGCUGUUGGUAGCAAUGCCACCUACUCUGCCAAGGGUUUCGCUGCCUGGGUGCCUUCCCGGGGCAACUGGCUUCACAACUUGGCGAAUGCAACUGUUGCCUUGAGCGGUGGUUUGCUGGCACAAACCGAAGUAGCGGACUAUGGCCAACUUCUCGCCGGGUCCCUCGUUGCUUCGCAGAUCGGCAUGGGUGAUGCAGUCGCCCUCAGUGGCUCUGGUCGUCCUAACCUUUCGCCGCUUGGUAUCUCCAUCUCUGCUUCGCAGCAGUCUUCCAACAUGCGCAAGAGAGCCGCUGCCAGUCAGAAUGUCACUGGUCACUUCACUGCCAACUCUUCUGCUGGAACCACCAUUGACAACCUUCUCAUCAUCGAUAACACUGACGGUCAGAACGUCAUUGGUCUUCCCAACACUAUUGAUGCAGACUCGACUGUUCUUGCUCUCGAGGUUCGUGAUACUAGUCUGUUCGCUGGCGGCUCGAUCACCGGAACAGCUAAUGGCGACAACAUUAACGGUCUCCUCGUUUGGGAUCUGUCGAAGAAUGCGCUCGCCACCAGCCAGCCCGCAGCACUCGCCGGCAAUUCUGCCACUGUCAACACUGUCGCAGCACAGCCGGGUUCCUCCAAUGUCUACGUUGGAGGCAACUUUGAGAAUGCCGGCUCCAUGUCCUGUCCAUCGUUCUGCAUGUACGAUACAUCGAGCGGACAAUGGAUGCCACCCGCAUCCGGUUUGAGUGGUACCAUCAACGCCAUGACCUGGAGAUCUAACAAUCAGCUGAUCGUUGGUGGAGAUUUCACUAUUGGCGGCAACCACACCAGGCUGGCUCUCUACGACUCCAAGAAGCAGACUUUCACCGAUUUGGGCGCUUCAGCCAACCUGCCCGGCGCUGUCACCUCCAUGACACCGGCUAAUCCCAACUACGAUGCUUGGUGGGUCGCAGGUCUUCAAAUCAUCUCCCUCACUCAAAAGCAUCAGCUUAGCGAUCUCGUUCCCUCGAACGAGGUCUUGCUGCUGACCGGCUCCAUUGAGCUUCCCAACGACGGCAAUGCCAGCGCUGUACUAUUCAACGGAACCACUUUCCAACCUUUCGUCCUCACUACGUCUGCAAAUGGUGGACAAGGAACUCUGAGCGGCAUGUUUGUCCAGAACCCUAGCAACUUCUUGAGUUCUAAGUUCCUGAUUGGCCUUGCAAUCGCUUGUGCCUUGACUUUCCUGCUGGUUGUCAUCGGCAUAUUAGUCGAACGACACCGUCGCCGCAGACAGGGUUACGUGCCCAUGCCUCAGUUGAGGCCGGAUCAACAUGCCAAUCUGAACAGGAUCCCACCAGAGAGUCUGUUCGGCACGUUAGAGAAACGUGACACUGCACCUCGGGUGUGA
This is a messenger RNA of Aureobasidium vineae, 3471 nucleotides long. NCBI's taxonomy places the organism in Eukaryota, Fungi, Ascomycota, Dothideomycetes, Dothideales, Saccotheciaceae. The record is from the annotation of a GenBank genome assembly.